GCGUGGCCAACAAAUAGUUCGGUUGCAGUGGACGUCUCUCAUCAACUUUUGCUACUAGGCGAACCUUAUGCAAAGCCACUUAGCUAGCUACAUAACAUACACAUUUUAAACUUAUUUGUCGUUGAGUGUGGUGCAUUUCUGGCCAUUGGCAUCCACACUGGAGUUUGCAAUCGUCAGCAAACCAGCAAAUUCCAGAAGUGACGAGGAGACUCCAUUUUCGUAUGCGGGUCGCUGGGCUAGCGGAAAGCUAGCUGGUUAUGCUGCUAGGCUAACUUUCCCUGCUAGGCGAACGGGAGCCAGAGCAAGCGAGCAGCUUGCGAUAAAUUGUCAAUCUGACGAUACUUUCGUUGACUACAAAAGACUCCCAGCAUGCUGAUGGUGGGAGGCAAUGGACGGAUGCACUAGAAUGAGUGUGAAGGAGCUGUGUGAGACCGAUGACCUGGCCACCGGUUUGGUGCUGGACCCUUUGCUGGGCUUCAGCACCCACAAAAUGAACAUCAGUCCCCCACCUGAGAUCCGGCGAUGGGGUAACCUCAAAGAGACGCUGUUGCGUUUUCAGCGUACGCAUGACUUCAAUGCUACGUUCGAGGCGCUGACGGUGGGCGAACUGGCUGGUGACUACUUCAGUGCUUUGGGAAGCCAUCGACAGGAGCUGCUGAGACAACAUGUGUAUCGCUACCUCAGUGCCUUCCUGUUGGAUAGCGGUGUCAAAAUAGAGUCCUGUGACAGAUACUCCUCAGAGACCAAUGGAGCAAAGAUAACCUCAACGAGGCACUGGUUUGCAGGAGAGCGGGUGGAGGUCCUGCUGGGCUGCAUAGCAGAGCUGAGCCCCACCGACAGUGCCGUGCUGAGGGCAGGAGUCAAUGACUUCAGUGUGAUGUAUUCCACACGCAAACGCUGCGCUCAGCUCUGGCUCGGGCCUGCAGCUUUCAUUAACCAUGACUGCAAACCAAACUGCAAGUUCGUCCCUGGUGAGAAGAAUAUCGCUUGGGUAGAAGUGAUUCGACCCAUCUCACCUGGGGAGGAGAUCACGUGUUACUAUGGUGCCAGCUUUUUUGGCGAAGGCAAUGAAAUGUGUGAAUGCUGCACCUGUGAGAGGAAUGGAGAGGGUCACUUCAGACACAGAGGGAAGCAGCCUGAAUGUGAAGAGACAAAGGACCCUGUGGGGCAGAAGUACCGCCUGAGAGAGAGAUAUCUUCGUCAUCACAGAGAGAAGGGUCACUUUCCUACUAGGCCGAUUACACCAGGAAUACACUCAGGUAUCUUUAAAGCCAUCCCCUCAAGGAAUUCCUUUACCCAGCAGAUGAGGAGAAAUGCCUUGAAGAACAGAAAACUGAGUCAAACAAAGAAGUGGAGACGAGAGAAGCACAGACGGUCAGGAAAGCACCCAUUGAAAUCCUCUACAGUCAGACAGCGUCGGACAGUUCCACUUUUGUCCCAAGUUACACUGAGGGACCUCAGAAUCAGAGUACGGCGCCACUCAGUGGAUUUCUUACUCAACUGUAAGGAUCCAAACAGCAAAGAGCGGGCCUUGCUGCAAGAACUGGAGGAAGCAAAAGAAAUCCGGCUGAGUGAACUGAAUUCCACCGGUGAAGAAAACAACAACAGUGAGGUCAACUUAAAGCCUUUCACCCUAAAUUCUUCCAUGUCAGUGCAUCAGAAAAGUAGGCCUGCACUAAACAGCACUGACCUGAAUGGGAAGUCUGUUAAAGUGGUGGACAAGCAGGUAGUCCACAUUAGGACUUCUUCGAGGACGAGGAGCAUGGCUCACUCUGUGCUCACACAUCGGACAGGGUCCAGUAACACAGAUAACACUACAACUGUUGAGGUGGACAAAACCUGCAGUGCAAUAAAACAAGAGAAGACUGAAAAGGCAAUCACAGAAAGUCAAAGCAACAAGUGCAGCAGCGUUGAAUCCUGUGUCAGCGAUAUGGCUCAGAAUCCAGCUGCUGAGAAAACAGCGGACAAGACCAUCAGAACUUCAUCCCUGUCAGAAGUUUGUCAGCGUGCCACAGAUGGAUCGAAGAAAGCUGGGGAGAAUCCACUGAUAUCACUGAAGCAAUACCUUACAGUCAAUCUAACAAGGUUAUCAGUGCCACUAAGUGUAGGAGCAGAAAAGACAUCCGAAGACAGGAAAGCAAGAGUGGAGAUAAGAGGAAGGAGCAGGCAGAGCCAGUGUCCUAGACCAGCGACUCUGACAGUACAGUCAGAAAAGAGAGUGUCCAGGUCUCAGCAGAGGCAGGGAGGAGGAUCAGAGAUCUGCACAGCUGAAGGUAACAGAGGGGUGAGGGAAAUGUUUUUCAAGGCUGUCGAUAAAGUAAAUUUAAGGAAGCGACAUGCAAGUGAAACUGUGGGUGAUUUAGGCCACGGCCAGAAAAGGGGGGAUGGCAAGGUUAUUGAAAUACAAACGGUGUCAGAAGAAGAAAAAGAUUGUGUACAAAAAGAGCAGCAGGACAAAGGCAAAAUUGAAGGGGAGAGAGAAAAGAGAAAAGCUGCACCAACGGUUAUAGAAUAUAAAAGAAACAGGACCCUGGAAGAAGUGAAAGAGACUGAAUGUAAAGUAGCAUCCUGUGAAAAAACUAGAGGACAAAUUAACAUUCACUGUGUUAAAAAUAAAGUAAAGGAUUCAUGUAACGAGGAGGGAGUUGUUAAACUAUCGGAACAAAUGGUUAACAGUAUGACUAAACAGCUAGUAAGUAGGCAUGAAGAAGAUAUAGUCAUAAAGCAGGCAAAGGUUUUGCUGUCUGAUAUUUUAAGAAAAGAUAAACCCUUAAUAGGCAAGAGAUUACAGGGAGAUAUUGUAGGAAGAGGGCUUUCUACCUCGGCCUCUAAAGAAAUGCAUAGUGCUGAGGAGGAGGCAGAACAAACUGAAAUAAACGGAGGUAGGUACCAUCGUUCACUGCAGAGGAGCAUUACAGAAAGACGAAAGAUGAGGCCCAGAGCGGCGAAAACAAAAGCAGAAGAUAAGCAAAGCACCAAGGGACACUUAAGCAAAGAGGUUCCAACCACACUUAAAACUGAAUUGAGUGAAGACAGUUUACAGCUUCAGUCAACACAGAGGCAUAAUGACCCACCGGCCACCUGCCUCAACCCACUACCUCAUAAGUCACUAAUUGCAGAAAAAGCUACAAAUAAUGCGCACCCAGACACCAAUCCACAGGCACACAUACAGUCUAACAUACCUCUGAAAAAACGUACAUUUCGCAGCUCUGUGGAAAUAGACUCUGAACAAGGUUUAAAUCCUGCCUCAGAUCAAACUUCUAAAGAGGCUGCUGAAUUAAAUUCGUCUGCAGUGCUGAGACAGGACUUUACCUUGUGUUCAGAGGAGAGUAGCAAAGCAAAAAGAGACAAUAAAGGCAGAUGUAGAAGAACAGAACUCCAGAAGUUAACCCCCAAAAGGAUCACAAAACAAAACUGCUUUAACAGAGUGCUUCGCUCCAGAGCUAAUGAAGUUCAGCGAGGCUGUUUAUCGAGGAAAGUCCGAAGGUGUAAAGUAGAGAAUCAAGAAGACGACGACAUCGACAGUGCUCAGACACUAGAGAGUGAUAAGCUAGACGAGGGCAAACAAGCUGAGGACCCCUCUAAAAUCCAAGAGCAUUGUACUAAAAAUCCAACUCUAAAAAAUACAUUUCAAAAGAACAAUGAGGUGGAAACGUUAACCCAAGACAGUGAUUUGGAGGAGACAAAGCCUGGCCUUAAUUUUAAGAUUCGUUUCAAAAGGAGGAGAGGUAGAGUAUGGGAGAUGCAAAGUGCAGGAUUAGAAAAUAUGGCAUUAAAAACAGAAAAGGGAGAUGAACUGGUGACAUGCGAUCCUUUUAAAGCCAUCAUGGAUUCUGUAUCGGUAUUAAACAUGGAAAUGGAGGCAGCACAGGCUCAUGUCCAGGCUAGUAAGAAGUCAAAGAGCAGAUUGCAUCGUUUGAAAAAGAGAGGCGAGAGGCUGUGUGAAAAGCAGGUUAGAAUUUUCUCCUCAGACACAAAAUUAAAUAAAGACCAAGACCCUAGAAAUGUUGAAAAUGCAUGUGAAACCAGUGAAUCUACCAGUGACAAAGUAGAAAUUAAAGAGAAACUUGAUAGGGAGCGUCUGCUUGCAGUGAAACAGUCGCCUGAAAAAAUGGAGUGUCAGAAAAAUGACAGGGAACCUUUUUCAGCUGUGGGCCAAGAAACAAAAAUUGAAGACCGAUUUGUACAGAAUUGCUGUCUGUUUGAAACUGGGUCACAACAGAAACAGGAGCCGGCACUGGAUUCAAAUGGUCUUCCAUUACCAGUAAUUAAACUACGCAGAAAGACGGAGGAUAUUUGGGAGGUGGACAGCAAAGAGGAGCUCAUACAAACUGAGCUUAAAGUAGAGCCUAAAGUUAAGAAAGAGAUAAAGGAUCAUGUUUUAGGAAAGCAAAAGAAAGGAUGUAUUGAGUUUAGCAAGCUCAAAGAAGAGUGCCCAUCCUCUCAGAGACUGAAGAGCAGCUCAGCCCUUUUGAAAACAGAACCGCCACCAUUUUCCUUGUCUCUAUCACCACUGUCUCUGUCUUCCCCUCUAAGUGACAAUAAAACUGAAAUUAUAUCCUCGGCUGCAGAUAGAAUCAUUGACAGGCCAGAGAUGAACAGUGGAGGAAGGAAACAGAGGCACAAAAUGGAGAGAACACGCAAGUGUGGGCUUGUAGAAACACCCACCACUUGUCUUAGUCACACUCUCCAACAAAUUGACAACAGUCUCUCCAGGCUCUCAGAAGGCUUGUGUUCAUCUCAGACUUUGGAAAAACCAACAACCUGUUCAAGUGCUUCUAAUUCUGUUAUCCAGCCCCCAUCCCAGUUUCCUCCAUUCACAACGGCAGAUAAUAUGCUGACUGGUGAGCCCAGCUUCACAAAUUGCUGCGAUGAUAUUCUGGACUUUCAGUGUCUCAACUUUGAGGGCUAUUACCAGCCACAAAACAUACUUCCAUCUUCUCCAUCAGAUCUGUGUUCACUGGAUCCACCCACAGAUCCUUUCAGCAGUCCCCUCUCUCACAGCCCGUCUGACACAUGGACUACUGAGACACCGUACCUUGGCCCACCCAGUCCAGGAAAUAACUUUACCAGUGAGGAUCUUCAGUUUUUUCCAGGUCUAAUUUCUUCCAAAAGUGACUCUGUUCCUCUGGAAUGUGAAGCGAAGGAUACCUCCAAAGACAGAAACCCACCCAACCCCAGUUUUAGUUUUUCAGCUCUCAGCAACUCUGACUUUACUGCUAAGGAUCGAAUUAUGAGUAAAAAUCCAGGAAUGAGGCUGUGCAAAGAAGACCUCAAAAAUCAGUCAUUUUCUUUAGUCGGCAAGCCUCGGUCGUUUGGGGCAACAUCAUCUUCUGUUGCAUCUCAAAAUCCCGUCAGUUUUACCCAGCCCUCCAUCAACGUCAGGCCGACCACCAGCCACUCCAAAGUCCAGACGAACCUUAGAACCCAGGGCCCCUUCCACCGUAUGACCAUUCCCAGUAAAUCCCAGUCGUUUUCAAGCAGUAGUCAGCCAAACACAGUCAGAGGAGUGUCCCAGAGUUGCUUGACAAAGUCCGUCCCAACAUCUCAAAUGUCAAACAAAUUCCUCUCUCCUCAGCUCUUCACUGUGAAAAAUCCCAAUCCUCCAGACAAUCCAUUCAACUUCCAUGAGAAAACCUCUACUGUUAUUCACAGGGUGCUUAAGUUUCAGGGGGGCAACCAGAGUCAGAACUUGUAUAGUGCACCUUGUAAAGACACCACGGCUGCUGGCAGCCCAACCGUCGUGUCCAGAACACUCGGUACCAGAUCAGGUGCUAUUGACAAGACCCAGCAGAGUCAGAAACUUGGAGUUAGCAUAGACAGCCAUCAUAAGGGCAACAUGCCUGUUCAUGGGUUUGGAAAAGAUGUCAGCCAUCUUGGUUCCUCCACCCACCACAACAGAUCCAACCUCCAUUUCGGCAAACCCAGCUCCUCUUUCCCUCAGUCUUUUAGUAAAAGUAAGAUGUCAUCUGAUAAGCACGAAAAUGAAGAAAUCAACAUGACAUACAAAAACUUUUCUGCGCUGCCAAGACCCUUCUUCUUUCCUAGCAAAAUGUCUGACGGUUAUUCAUCGCCGCAAGACAAGAGUUUGAAACAUGAUAAGUCCACUCCGUCAAGCUCCGAAAAACACCAGCCAUGUUACACUCAGCAAGACCCCUUUGAUUUCAGUUUCGGCUCAUCUCUUUCGCCCAUGUCUCAGCACAACAGCCCCCAAGUGGCCCACAGUACACCUCCUGGUACGCCAGCACCAGCAAACAAGAGCCAGUCCUCAACCUCCUCAGCCUCUUUCCCUUACGGCUAUCAAGGUCCUCCUUACGUACUCAACUUCAGUGGCGAUCAUUCAUUGACCCUGGGUCUCAGGGAUGGGGUGGAUGGUUACCCCGGACUCAGCUCAACAAACUACACCUACCAUUGCCUGAUGGAGCCGUCAGGCACACAAGGGCGGCUGGUUCUCGAGCCCUGUGGGCCCCAGCUUUCAAACCCAGCGUCUUUCUCCUUGGGUGGAUUUUCAGGGCUUAAGGGUCAGGAUGAACACUGUAGGAAGGACAUGCAGCAACAGUGCCAGCCAGGGGAACAACAGGGCCCACCACAUUAUGGACCUGUUACAACAUCUCACUCCAUGGGUGCCACAAAACCCAAGAGGGUGAGGUUGGUGGUGACAGACGGCACAGUAGACUUAGAUCUCCAGUACUCGGAUUAAUUUAUAUCUGCCGGUGUCACUGCAUACAUUUGAACAUUGUUUUGCUCAAAGGGGAUUAUACAGUAUCUGCCACAAAAUGUUUUUGUAAACAUGGUAAUUCAUAGUCUACCAGUUAUUAAAGCCCGCUGGCUGAUUGACACUUUUCUAAAUCAUUAUUUUGAUGGACUGUUAAUGUAUGAAUGACUUGUACAGGGUUUUAUGUAAAGCGUGUUUUACUGUAUGAGUUUUUAAAAAUGAAAUAGCCACUACAAAUUUGCUGAGAAUACCAAAUUUCAGAAAACAGAGCAUUAAAUAUAUUUGUGACUGGAGGUUUGGCCCUGUAAACAUAGAAAGCCCUCUUACUGUACUGUAACAUAGCUGUAUGAAUUUUCUAUAUAUGGCAGUAGAGACAGGAGCAGCGUCACUGGUUGCUGGUACUUGUAUCAGUGGGUUUUAAAAAGGCAGCUUUGUGCCUCAGUCUUUGAUAUGUUCUUGUGACUUUUUGAAGCACCUGUUGAAACAGUCUACCCUCGUUUUUAUACACACAGUAAGCUCUUUUAUCACUAUGUGUGUGUGUGUGCGUGUGUGUGUGUGUGUCUAGCUCUGUGUGAGUGUGUGCAUGCAUUUGGCAGGCAGGUCUUGAGGGAUCAAAGUAAGGUGUGUGGUCGUACCUGAUCGCGUGACUGUCGCUCUGCCAGAUUUAACUAAGGUCAUUAGUCAUUAGUGCAUAUAUGAAAGGCUCGUGCAUGAACAGUGUACAGUAAAACGAUUUCCAGACCUGAAACAAUAUAUAUUCUAGGAUUACUCUUCUCGGUGAUGACGUGUGACAUGACUUGCAGCUUUUCACAGCUGCUCGGUUGAGUACCCAUGUGGACGAGUGAGUGGGAGAAACUGCAAUAUGUGUUUUUCAGGCCAGUUGUGCUUAAUGGAUUGAAGGAUAGUACAACAUGACAUCUUUUGUAAUGGGAGUUCUCCUAGUUGGAAGUUUUAAGCGACACAUUUCAAUAUUACCAUGUUACAUCACAAAAAAAGUGGCAAUCUUCUCACAGAGUAACUCACUUUUGUCAUUUAUUUGGUCUUUGUUUUUUUUCCAGGGAAAGAACAGAAGAAUUAGUUGUGCAUCACCUACAGUAGUUACUGAUGAUGGAGCCACACAUUCAUAGGUGUUUAUAUUGUAACCGGAGUUAUUUGCUGUCGAUGUGGAAGUCACGUGAGCAUGAUGUUCUGUACGUUGAACCCAUUUAACAUCAUUGGACAGGAGUGUUCAGUGUGACUGCACAGCCUUACAUUACUACCAUGAAAAUGUACUGUCUUCAUAUGGAAAGGCCAAUUAUUUAUUUUAAUAUUCUCAUUCUUGAAAAAGGUGCUUUAAUGUAAUUUAUAUUUCACAUUGAUUGUUCAAACUAUUACAUGUUUUUUUAUUGUUAUUUAAUGGGACAAAAUACUGAACUGAAUAUUUACAUUGAGUAUUUAAUUUCAAAGCCUUUGACAUCUUAUCUUUUUUUUCUGUUGUUACAGGUAAAACUUUCUCUGUCUUUUUUUCUAAUUGGCAGUUAGUCUUACUGAAAGUCUGCUGUAGAAAUGUACAAAUGUAGCCUAUAUCAUUAAAGACACUUAAUUCCUUUUUGUA
Lates calcarifer (barramundi perch) is the source of this 8309-nucleotide messenger RNA. It is a transcript of the gene kmt5c, whose product is annotated as lysine methyltransferase 5C. Gene Ontology annotation, molecular function: histone H4K20 methyltransferase activity; protein binding. The transcript is spliced from 9 exons. Bases 389 to 6700 code for a protein of 2103 amino acids. The record is from RefSeq and is a predicted model, not a curated record. Lineage: Eukaryota; Metazoa; Chordata; Actinopteri; Centropomidae. Gene Ontology annotation, cellular component: nucleus.